AUGAAAAACUCACGAACGGCUCGUCAGUAUACAUCUGUACUUUCAAAUCCUGUCAUCGUACUAUUGUCUUUGAAAAAUGAUGCGAUUACAAAAUCCAUUGCCACAAAUCAUAAUCCAAAACUACCUGAUAAUGUCCAAAAUGUAUUAACUGGAUUGAAACGGCGAGUAUUAAUUCAUGCUUAUAAGCCAACACCCAAGAUUUACGGCGAAGAACGUCAUGAAAAUGGUACAGCUGCUACGGUGGCAGUUUCCGAUGCCUGGAGAUCAACUUUAUAUUCUGUUCGUAAAACAAUAUUACCUCCAAUACCGAUAUUAAUAGAUUUUGAAAAAGCCGCCAUUGAUACAAUUAAUGAUGUAUUUCCACAAACAUUAGUUAAGGGUUGUAUAUCUAUGUUUUAA
Molecule: messenger RNA, 399 nt
Organism: Didymodactylos carnosus
Lineage: Eukaryota; Metazoa; Rotifera; Eurotatoria; Philodinida; Philodinidae
Source: the annotation of a GenBank genome assembly